This is a messenger RNA of Saimiri boliviensis boliviensis (Bolivian squirrel monkey), 2668 nucleotides long. RefSeq names its product CASC3 exon junction complex subunit (gene CASC3). NCBI's taxonomy places the organism in Eukaryota, Metazoa, Chordata, Mammalia, Primates, Cebidae. Gene Ontology annotation, cellular component: exon-exon junction complex. Gene Ontology annotation, molecular function: mRNA binding. Gene Ontology annotation, biological process: mRNA processing. The record is from RefSeq and is a predicted model, not a curated record.
AGCAGGGUGGCCGAGCGCCGCACGCGUAGCACGCCGGGACUAGCUCUCGAGCCUCCCAGCAACCUCUGCGACGGGCGCGGUGCGUAAGUCGCUCGCCCGCGGUGGCCGUUCUCCGUAAGAUGGCGGACCGGCGGCGGCAACGCGCUUCGCAAGACACCGAGGACGAGGAAUCUGGUGCUUCGGGCUCAGAUAGCGGCGGCUCCCCGUUGCGGGGCGGCGGUAGCUGCAGCGGUAGCGCCGGAGGCGGCGGCAGCGGCUCUCUGUCUUCACAGCGCGGAGGCCGAAUCGGGGCCCUUCAUCUGCGGCGGUUGGAAAGCGGGGGCGCCAAGAGCGCUGAGGAAUCGGAGUGUGAGAGUGAAGAUGGCAUUGAAGGUGAUGCUGUUCUCUCGGAUUAUGAAAGUGCAGAAGACUCGGAAGGUGAAGAAGGUGAAUACAGCGAAGAGGAAAACUCCAAAGUGGAGCUGAAGUCAGAAGCUAAUGAUGCUGUUAAUUCUUCAACAAAAGAAGAGAAGGGAGAAGAAAAGCCGGACACCAAAGGCACUGUGACUGGAGAGAGGCAAAGUGGGGACGGACAGGAGAGCACAGAGCCUGUGGAGAACAAAGUGGGUAAAAAGGGCCCUAAGCAGUUGGAUGAUGAUGAAGAUCGGAAGAAUCCAGCGUACAUACCUCGGAAAGGGCUAUUCUUUGAGCAUGAUCUUCGAGGGCAAACUCAGGAGGAGGAAGUCAGACCCAAGGGGCGUCAGAGAAAGCUAUGGAAGGAUGAGGGUCGCUGGGAGCAUGACAAGUUCCGGGAAGAUGAGCAGGCCCCAAAGUCUCGACAGGAGCUCAUUGCUCUUUAUGGUUAUGACAUUCGCUCAGCUCACAAUCCUGAUGACAUCAAACCCCGAAGAAUCCGGAAACCCCGAUAUGGGAGUCCUCCACAAAGAGAUCCAAACUGGAAUGGUGAGAGGCUAAACAAGUCUCAUCGCCACCAGAGUCUUGGGGGUACCCUACCACCAAGGACAUUUAUUAACAGGAAUGCUGCAGGUACUGGCCGCAUGUCUACACCCAGGAACUAUUCUCGAUCUGGGGGCUUCAAGGAAGGUCGUCCUGGUUUUAGGCCUGUGGAAGCUGGUGGGCAGCAUGGUGGCUGGUCUGGUGAGACUAAGCAUGAUACUAGUUACCGGUCACGGCGUCUAGAGCAGACUCCUGUGAGGGAUCCAUCUCCAGAAGCAGAUGCUCCAGUGCCUGGCAGUCCUGAGAAGGAAGAGGCAGCUGCUUCAGAGACAUCAGCUGCUGCUCCUGAUACCGCACCACCAGCCCCGGACAGGCCCAUUGAGAAGAAAUCCUAUUCUCGGGCAAGAAGAACCCGAACGAAGGUUGGAGAUGCAGUCAAGCUUGCAGAGGAGGUGCCCCCUCCUCCUGAGGGGCUGAUUCCAGCACCUCCAGUCCCAGAAACCACAGCAACUCCACCUACUAAGACUGGGAACUGGGAGGCUCCAGUGGAUUCCACUACAAGUGGACUUGAGCAAGAUGUGGCACAACUAAAUAUAGCAGAACAGAAUUGGAGUCCCGGGCAGCCUUCUUUCCUGCAGCCACGGGAACUUCGAGGUAUGGCCAACCAUAUACACAUGGGAGCAGGACCUCCACCUCAGUUUAACCGGAUGGAAGAAAUGGGUGUCCAGGGUGGUCGAGCCAAACGCUAUUCAUCCCAGCGGCAAAGACCUGUGCCAGAGCCCCCUGCGCCUCCAGUGCAUAUCAGUAUUGUGGAGGGACAUUACUAUGAUCCACUGCAGUUCCAGGGACCAAUCUAUACCCAUGGUGACAGCCCUGCCCCGCUGCCUCCACAGGGCAUGCUUGUGCAGCCAGAAAUGCACCUUCCCCACCCAGGUUUACAUCCCCACCAGACACCAGCGCCUCUGCCCAAUCCGGGCCUCUAUCCCCCACCAGUGUCCAUGUCUCCUGGACAGCCACCACCUCAGCAGUUGCUUGCUCCUACUUACUUUUCUGCUCCAGGCGUUAUGAACUUUGGUAAUCCCAGUUACCCUUAUGCUCCAGGGGCACUGCCACCCCCACCACCGCCUCAUCUAUAUCCUAACACGCAGGCCCCAUCACAGGUAUAUGGAGGAGUGACCUACUAUAACCCCGCCCAGCAGCAGGUGCAACCAAAGCCCUCCCCACCCCGGAGGACUCCCCAGCCAGUCACCAUCAAGCCCCCUCCACCUGAGGUUGUAAGCAGGGGUUCCAGUUAAUCUGAGUUUGUGAAUAUUUUAAAUCUUAACAUCAUAUAAAAGACAGCAGAGGUGAGAACUCAGAAGAGAAGAGAAAUACAGCUGGCUAUCUACUACCAGAAGGGCUUCAAAGAUACAGGGUGUGGCUCCUACCAGCAAACAGCUGAAACAGGAGGACUCCUGCCUUCCUCUGAGGACAGGCUCUGGAGAGAGGGAGAAACAAGUGGACCUCAUCCCAUCUUCACUCUUCACUUGAGUUGGCUGUGUUCGGGGAAGCAGAGAGCCAGACAGCCCAAGCUUCUGAGUCUAGAUCCAGAAGCCCACGUCCUCUGCUGUUCUUCACUUUCUUCUGGGAAAUUGAAGUGUCUUCUGUUCCCAAGAAAGCUCCUUCCUAUUUGUUUUGUUUUCUAGGAUGUUCAUUUUUAAAGCCUACCUUCCUAUUCCUAAUAUUAUUUUAG